GUGCACUCGCACUUUCCUUUUUUAUGUUACACACUUUACACUCUCUCACUCACCGCUAUAAACCUCAAAAACCCUAACACCUUCAAUCAGACACGCUCGAGCAUAACGAGGUUUGUCUCCUAGGGUUUGCACACAACAGACCCUCUGUCUCUCAUUCAGAACAACAACAACAACGAUGGUGGCCGACAAGAGCAAGAAGCUUAAGGUUUCUGAAAAGGGCGACAACGCCGAGGAAAUCGACGGAGAACUUGUCCUCUCCAUUGAAAAGUUGCAGGAAAUGCAAGAUGAGCUCGAAAAGAUCAAUGAGGAGGCUAGUGAUAAAGUUCUGGAAAUAGAGCAGAAGUACAACGAGAUAAGGAAGCCGCUGUAUGAUCAGCGCAAUGAUCUUAUCAAGUCUAUUCCUGAUUUCUGGUUAACUGCUUUUUUGAGCCAUCCUGCUCUUGGUGAACUUUUGAACGAUGAAGAUCAGAAGAUAUUUAAGCAUUUAAGUUCUCUUGAGGUUGAAGAUCAUAAAGAUGUUAAAUCAGGCUAUUCAAUAACCUUCAACUUUAAUCCUAAUCCCUAUUUUGAGGAUACAAAGCUUGUAAAGACUUUUACCUUCCUUGAAGAAGGAACAACAAAGGUUACUGCUACUCCCAUUAAAUGGAAAGAGGGCAAGAACAUUCCAAAUGGAGUUAGCCAAGAGAAGAAAGGGAAAAAGCGGGCUGCUGCUGAUAUCAGUUUCUUUACCUGGUUUAGUGACCCCGAAGAGAAAGAAGAUUUGGAUGACCUCAUUAAUGAUGAGGUUGCAGAACUAAUCAAGGAUGAUUUAUGGCCAAAUCCACUUAAUUAUUUCAAUAGCGAGGACCCUGAUGAAGCAGAAGAUGAUGAUGAUGAAGCUGGUGAUACGGGAAAGGAUGACGACGAAGACUCUGAAGAUGAUGAUGAAGGUGAUGAUGACGAAGAGGAGGAUGAAUAGUGUUUUGUAGGGGAGGAUGAAUGGCGUGGUUUUAUUUUAAGGUUAUUAUAGGAGUAUGUUAGUGGUUUGUAGGGGAUGUGAUGAAGACAAGGGCCAGUUAUAGUGGUUUUUCUUCUGGCCGUAACUUAUUUAUUGUCUUUUGAAGUCGAUUUCUUGUUUUUAUCCAGUGCACAAUUUUUAAGUUACAUACAUCGGUUAAAAUUCCAGUAUAUUUAGUGUGUAGAUGCGUAUUCAA
Molecule: messenger RNA, 1193 nt
Organism: Vicia villosa (hairy vetch)
Lineage: Eukaryota; Viridiplantae; Streptophyta; Magnoliopsida; Fabales; Fabaceae
Product: NAP1-related protein 2-like
Exons: 10
Coding region: 176-958 (260 amino acids)
Biological process (GO): nucleosome assembly
Cellular component (GO): chromatin; nucleus
Molecular function (GO): histone binding; chromatin binding
Source: RefSeq, a predicted model, not a curated record